AUGCGUAUUAGGAUGGGUACUUGGCAAGACAAUUAAGGAAAUACUUUUGCUGUAAAUUACAACAGUUCAAAGCAAAGUAAUUUUUAUCAAAAAGGAUAAGAAUGGUGCCUGCUUAAUCUCCAGACAUUAUUUUAUGGCAAAACUUAAAAAUUGGUAAAUAUUGAAUGUCCUGAUUUGCAAGUUACUUAAAACGAUGCCUUUGUUGAUCAGUUAAAGGAUAAAAAUAAUAGAAUUGGGUUAAUGCAUUGUUAUUGUCUAGAUUAAUUCUUUAAGAUAAACAUCAGUGUAAACGAUAUUUAAUUUUAGGAUGGUGAAAAGUAUUGCAGUGAAUAUUCUUUUAACCAAAGCUAGGGUGUUUUAAUUAUUGUUGUUAACAUUAAUUUCGGCUCGAAUUUCUCUGCAAUCGGAAUAUUUUAAGGUAAAUACAAAGAAUUUACUGUAGAAUGGCACAAAGACAUUGGAGCCACUAUUACUGAAUACGAAAAUAUUUACACUGGUCCUGAAUUCUUGAUGGAGUUCAGAUAUUCUUCGAUCCUUACUUAGUUAUAUAUAAUCCUAAUGUAUUCACCUGGAAUGCCUAUACUCUACUUAAUUGCAUUUUUUAGUUUCUUCUUGACUUACUGGUUCGACAAAUUCUUUUUGUCUCUGAUGUACUAUGCAGUUAUAUUCCAUUUUUUUAUUGGACUUUACAUAUUAAUUUGCUACUUGCAUAAGAUUUGCAAAAAUCAGAAUAAUUAUAACAUCAAGGAUGAUAUGACUUUCUCUGAUGACUAUUACAGAGAGUUAAACUUCUCAUAACUCUUUAAAGAAUGGGUUCGAACAAAUCAAGAAUCCUUUGAUUUUUAAAAUGACUUGAAUAACAACAAAUUCAAUGAAAAAGUUACUGAAGUAGUCAAGAGGCAUAAAGCCAGACUUGAUCAUAAAAGUGAAGAGAUUUUUAAACUACUUUUAGUAUUAUUCAAGAAUAAUUUUUAAACUAAUUCUAAUAAAAAUUGCAAAAAAAUGAGCAGAGCUGAUUUUAAUAAAAUAUUAGAAGUAGUAAAAAGAUAAACAUAAACUGCAUAAGGUCCAAGUAAAUUAAAAGACCUUAUCUGUACUUAUGAAAUUAAAGAUAACGAUAUUUACUUCGGAAAACCAAAUGAAGUCUAGAACUAUUUCAGAUCUAAAGAGAAGGAGUCUUAAUUUUAUGAUUAAUAUUCAAGUGAGGAAGAACAGGAAUUUUAACCUUGA
This is a messenger RNA of Stylonychia lemnae, 1230 nucleotides long. The record is from the annotation of a GenBank genome assembly. Lineage: Eukaryota; Ciliophora; Spirotrichea; Sporadotrichida; Oxytrichidae.